AUGGAGCUGGAAUUGACCCAUGUCGACUACACCACCGUAGGCCUAACGGCGUCACAUUGUCUGCAGUUACUACCAUCAUCGUCGGCAGCUGGAGGAGACUCGUCCAGCCGGAAUGCAUCGUCUAGCAAGCAGCAACAGAAGGUUGUCGUCGGUGAUCAGGACGGAGUGCUGCAGGUGUUCUCAAUGAAGAAGGAUGAGCUGCAGAUUCAUUUCAAGACGCUGCCCCACGACAAGAUCGCCUCGGUUAAGCUGGGCGGCCAGAUGGGAUCGGUGCCGGAUAAGAUCUUCACGGCCGCAGAGAACAAGGUUCGCGGCUUCAACAAGAAAGGUAAGAUGUUUCUAGCGUUCGAGACCAACCUGACGGAGAACAUCCGGUCGAUGUUUGUGAGCGGAAGUGAUUUGCUGGUUUGCGGCAAUCACGUGUACAACCAUUACAAGGACUGCAAGGAGGUUGGGUCGUACCUGUGCGGUGAUGCGAUCGUGGACGUCGCUGCACUGUGUCCGAAUAAUACAAGCCGGCUGAUCACCGUUCUGGCUUGCUCGGGACGGGUGCUGAGAAUCCUGGAGCAUUCGCGUGUUCGUCAAACGUUGGAGCUGGACAGUGUCCCGACGGUGCUGCACGUUCCCAAGGGCCUCGGCGAUAGAAUCCUGUGUGGCUUCGCUGAUGGCAAGGUAAUCCUGUUCCAUAUCAAUCUGAUGGUAAGCGAAGUCAAGCGCGAGACUUUGGUCGAGGACCCGGAGAAUCUCAGUGCAGUUACCUGUAUCGCGACGUACGACCUGUCCGGAGAUGGUAAGGACGAAUUAAUCGUUGGACGCCGAGAUGGUACGCUGCAAGUGUUCACUAUGAACUCAGACGAGUAUCAGUUCGAAAUGGAGUGUACCCAAAUCUACCGGGAGAACUUCAACGAGAGCGUCUCCAGCGUACAAGUAGGUUGCAUUGGAGCGAACAGCUACGCGGAGAUUGUGGUUUGCACUUAUUCAGGUAGGGUAUUCGGUUUGACUACGCAAUGCAUUAGCAAAAGUUUGAGCGAUGCGAACAAACGAGGAUCCGUAAGCAUGGCUCCGGAUGCGUCCUCCAAGCUGCAUAAACUGCGUGCAGAGAUCUAUGAGCUGGAACAGGCGAUCGCCAGGGAGCGCGAACGGUAUCAGUUAUCUACGCAAGCUCUCUCUACCGGGCUGUCCGCCAUCCCAAUGCUGCCAGUUAACGAUUCCAUGAUACUGUGCCAAGAGGACGCCACGUAUUCGUUGACCAUAGAAAUUCCCACCCCUAUCGAACAUGUGCUGCUACAGUGUGAUGCUCCGAUCAACCUAAUCGAUGUGGAGAAGAAUUCCGCCGUAGUCAGCUUCAGCGAGUGUGAUAAGAUGAGCGGGAACAGUCUACUGGCUAGCUAUCGCUGCCAGUCCAACACCAACCGAGUUGAUUUGAAAUUCCGCACUGUCGAGGGACAAAAUGGCACUCUUCAAGUGUACAUAACACCGAAUCUGCAGCCCAAGUGCUGUCAAGUCAAGCGCUACUCGAUCCAGCCCCUAUCGCUGCAUAUGAUCGUUCAGAACCUCCCAGACGAGAUGGCAUCUAGACCUAUGAAUGUGCUCACUCUAAAGGGCGCCUUCAGUCAGGCUGAAAUGCACAACUGGUUGAUGAACAGUAUCCCGGAAAUACCGGAAAAGAUUUAUGGAAACGAAAGGAACCGGCUCGUUUUCCGUCACGUCUUCAUUGGAACGGUACUGAUUUGCGAAUACGGGAAGGCGGAAGCGAACUUCAGAAGCGACAACAUUUCUACCAUUUCGAUUCUGAAGGACUUUAUUACGAAGGAAGCCACCAAGAAACGGAUCAAGCUGGAGAUUUCAACCAAUAUCAACGAGCAAACCAUUCCCGGAUUAAUCAAGUUGAUCGAACCGAAGAUCGUUCACUACAACAAGCUGACGAAGGACUACCAGAUACUUCAGGCACUGAUCGAUUUGGACAUUCGAAACGAUGAAGAGUUCGAAACCCUGUCUGAAGAAUAUCGGGAUUUGUUGAAAAAUCAGCGACAGAUCGAAACCGAAUUUAAGAAGCAGCCCACGAUACUGAACCGCAUCUACGGGAUUCUGACCGAUCUGUACAUCGAUAAGUUCAAGUUCAAAGGGGUCAAUGUGAAAACGAAACUGCCGCAGUUGAUAGAGCUGCUGGAGAAUUAUAACUAUGAUGAGUUGGUCAAUUUCUACAGUGUAGUGAAAGCAAUUGAUGAUGAAUAA
Molecule: messenger RNA, 2235 nt
Organism: Ochlerotatus camptorhynchus
Lineage: Eukaryota; Metazoa; Arthropoda; Insecta; Diptera; Culicidae
Product: Bardet-Biedl syndrome 7 protein homolog
Exons: 4
Coding region: 1-2235 (744 amino acids)
Biological process (GO): intracellular transport; non-motile cilium assembly; intracellular protein localization
Cellular component (GO): neuron projection; ciliary basal body; membrane
Molecular function (GO): protein binding
Source: RefSeq, a predicted model, not a curated record